Oncorhynchus nerka (sockeye salmon) is the source of this 5263-nucleotide messenger RNA. RefSeq names its product V-set and transmembrane domain-containing protein 2A-like. The record is from RefSeq and is a predicted model, not a curated record. NCBI's taxonomy places the organism in Eukaryota, Metazoa, Chordata, Actinopteri, Salmoniformes, Salmonidae. The transcript has 5 exons. The coding region runs from base 485 to 1189 and encodes 234 amino acids. Gene Ontology annotation, cellular component: membrane.
UCCUCACACAAAUCUCUCACACAAAUCUUGUCAUGAAUGCUAAAAUUAUUACUAGCUUUCAAAAUCGUCUGUAGGCUACUCUCGCUGCUAUGCCUGAUAAUGACUUUACUAUAUUACAUAUUUUUAAGUCUAGACUAGAGCAAUUUGAAAGAAUGUGGAAAACGGGCUUUGCAAAAGUGUAGAGGUGUGUACACCAAGCACACAAUAGGGGAACUGCACACUGACGUUGCAUGAACAACCACGUACUGCACCGAGGGUAGAGAACAGAGGCGAUUAUUUUACAACACCUUGAGCGCGCAGUCACCAGUCUCUCUCUCUCUCUGCAAAGCUGACAACUUCAGGAGCCUUGCUAUUGUUCCAGCAUGUUUUAUAUUCGCCAUUCUGUGUCCAAGCAUAUCGGCCUGGCAAGAGUUUAAUUUGCUGAGCACUUUUGGAAGAUCGUUUUUUAUUUCUCUCUCGGCUGAUGUGACAUUAUCCGUCUGUAAUGAUGUGGACCUCUCAGGACUUUAUUGGAUUCGUUGUAAUGUCUAGUUUAUGUAUACAAUUUGGAUUCUGCUUUGAAGGAAAGUUUACGGAUAUCCCCUCCAAUCUAACGGUAAAAGAAGGUCAAAACAUUGAAAUGGCGUGCGCCUUCCAGAGCGGAACCACGUCAGUUUACUUAGAGAUUCAGUGGUGGUUUAUAAGAGCACCAGAAGAAUCUAGCAACAGCGAGGAGGAGGAUGACGAGGAGAUGGAAGUCAUACCAGAGCCGGAUCCAGACGAUGAAGGGACUAAAAUAAGUACAGUCAAGGUACAGGGAAACGACAUCUCCCACAAACUGCAGAUCUCCCGGGUGGGAAAGAGUGACGAGGGCCUGUACGAGUGCAGAGUCACCAACGCCAACUACGGAGAGCUGCAGGAGUACAAGGUCCAGGCCUACCUGAAGGUGAACAGCACCCGGCCCCGCAUCAGGCUGGCCAAGAAGACAUCCCCCUUGUCCCACCUGACAGCAGAUAAGAAGCCACGCAAGACAGGCGCCACAGCAGCACAAGACAGCAUGAGCCCCGACCUGAGGGUUCGCUCUACCUCCAGCUCUCAGACAUCAUCAGCCAAGACAAUCAAACAGAGUUCAGGCACGAGGAUAGCUACAAGCUUUGGACUUGCCAUCCUGAUUCUUGCCUGUGGCUUCAUGAGGGAUACCUUGCUAUAGUUUCAAGGACUGACUUUUCCUCCGAGUAUCAUUCCCUCUUCUCGAAACGAAGGAGAAAAUGGCCUGUUAUUACCACCAAGCGGACGACACAGUUGGCCCUAAUUUUCCACUACUCUGCACCCAAUGCAUUCUUAUUCCUCAUUGUACACAAGAGGCACCUUCUCAAAGGCCACCAGCGGGAUUACCUGUUGUGCCGACGUUUCUUCAAUGCACCCAACAAUCGAAAAACAAAAUGGAAACUGACAUUGGCUCCUUGGAAUAUCUUUCACAGACCUUUAUUUUGGGUUUCCUGCAGUGAAUCUAUUGUGUCAAUGCUUAAAAGUUAAAAAAAAAGUUUAAAAAAUUUAAAAAAUCUAUAUUUGUGUAUAUAUAAUAUCAGUAUAUAUAAUUGUUUUAUUUCAAACAUCUGGAACUGUUGUAUAGCUUACAUUCGCUAUGUUUUCACUUAUGAAACAACAUCGUGCAAGGCUAUUCAUAGUCCUCUUAGAACAAAAGAGUUAGUCAAAUACAACAACAUGAUGUAGAGGCCUAGUCGGAUUGCUAAAUGAGGGCAACUCGACAAUGAAUUAUUUUAUCGUCCCAUAAUGUGUGUAACUUGCAAAUACAGUUCUUGACCGUUGUUAUUACAGAUCACUUCUCAUUGAUGCUUCUUUUCUUUUUACACGGUAUUUCUUCUGUUUACAAUUAUACUUCUUUUCCUUCCCUUAUCAUUUCCUAUUAUGAUUCAUGAACAUGUCAAUGUUCAUAAUGUGACCGUGCCAGCAGACUAUUCAUUUAAAUUGGCCUGCACUAAUAUUGUACAAAGCCAUUAAUAGUCAUGCUUCACGCACAGUGCAGCUCUCCUAUUUAAAUGUUCUACCAUCACUGAAAACAAAGGACUGAGUAUCAAGGUACUGCUGUAGCCUACUGUUCAGGGACACUAUCUUUAUGUAAAGAAUCUUACAUUAGCCAAGAAGACAUCGUAUACCGUUCGAUGGUGCAAUGAUUUCCCCCAAUGAUACCUAGAUGAUACGAUACGUAAAGGACGUAGAAAGACUCUAUGGGUCUUGUGAUUAAGGAAACGGUUUUAAAUCGCUCUCGCUCUUAUCCCUUCACUAUGUUCAUUGACACAACGCUUUGACAAUCCGACCUCUUGAUUCAGAACACGUUAGCAGACGUCGUGGAUUUUACCGUUAUACAAAACUGUUAAUAGAAAUGGGAGCUUUCUAAGUGUCUCUGCAUUGUUCCCAUAGACAUUCACCACUUUGAAUAAUUUCCAUUAACUAAAUGGAUGCAUCGAUGUUAUGUCGCAUUGUUGUUACGUAAAGUGACAACUGGACAUAUUCCCCCAUAAAUACAGAUGCUGGAUCUUAAUUUGAGCCAGUUUGCUACAGCAGGAAAAUAAUCCCUCAGCAGCAGGAAAUUAGAAUUAUUAUGUGGUUUAUAGUUAAUGGACAUUUUUAAAGUGUAAAAUAUACAUUUCUGAAUCUUUUUAAAACCUUACUACAAGUAGUAAAUUCCCCUGCUACAGGGUGAUCACAUUAAGAUCAUACAUCUGUACUGUUUGAAUGGGUGGAACUGUUCAUUGAUGCGGUAGCAAUGCUUCAGAUCUGCCAUUCAGUUUAGUUGAAGAGGGUAGCCAAAGACUGAAGAGAGUCUCCAUUGUAAAAAUGUAUCAUGCAACCAAAGACAUUGGCUAUGGCCAUACAAUAUGGCGUUCACCAACAUUGGUCUCUUUGCUCAUACUGUAUCCUAGUGCUCUCACAUAUUGUUCCAAUUUAUUUCCAAUCUGGGCUUACCCAGAUUCACAACACAACAUUUGUCCAUUUCUUCAAAUCUUGUUUAAAAUAAUGACUUACUGAGAUGGAAUAAUUCUUAUUAUUGGAAGUACCUACAAAUUCCAUGGGCCACGAGGAAGCACCAUUUUGCUGAAAGUCUCAAUAGGCUUUUCCCCACAGUUAACAUAGUCCCGUCUGCCAUACACAGCACUGCUGAGAUCAGUGAGAGGAUCUAAACUAGGGUUUCCCAAACUGGGUGCACAUUUGGAUUCUUGUCCCUAGCACUACACAGCUGAUUUGAAUAAUCGACUAAUCAUCCAGGUGCACCCCUUGGGGUCCCGAGGAACAAGUUUGGGAAAGACUGAUCUAAACCUGUUGAUUCAGCAAUUGGAGUUAGCUGACAGAGCAUACCGCAGGAUCCACCUAGAGACAUAUCCUGAUCAGCAAGUAUUGUCAGGGUACAAGAUGUGUGGGCGAUAUAUUUCAUCUGCACCGUUCCAGUGGUGCCAGGAUGACAAAACUCAGUCUAGCAAGGCUGUGUCAUGCCACUCAACCUCAAAUCGAUACUAGGCUAGAUUCCAUUGAGUAAAGUAACAUCAUAACUAUUUAAAUUAAUCCUAAAUGUUCCGUUUUGAAAAAGAAUAGUUGACAUCUGCUAGUAGAAUGUUUAUACCAUACAAGUUCUCUAGCCAGGGACUGGUGAAAUGGAUAGCAUAUUUGUGUGCACAGUUAAAGUGACGCUCCAGAGCUUUUGUAUCAUUUCAGCCAGUCGUUUUUGAAAAUAGUGUUCAAGAGCCAAAACGGGUCCCCGAAAACUGUGCACAGUUGUGUACUAUGUCAUCCAUUUCUUAUGAUGUUACGUUGUGUAAAAAUAUUUAAUUUAGUUUUGCAAUUCAGAUGAAUAUGUUAUGAAUUUGUAAGUGCUUAAGAUCCCGAACUGCAUCUUUAAAUGAAUGCCUUCAGUUUGUCAAAUCCCUGUAUAAAAUUUAAAUAAAAAAAAUCUGUAAAACUUGUAAAGUAAAUAAUCAGCAUGUAACCUUUUUUAAUCAAAAUGUCUAAAAGCAGAGACAAGUGACGUUCUGUAUUUGUAACAAUGUUGUCAUUUAUUCAUUUGCUAACAACAGGAAAUGGAAUUACGCAAUUCUUUAAAAAAACUUUAUUGACAGUUGGAUUCACCAUCAGUUACGGAGGACCUCUUCCAAUGGCAACUUACCUGUUGCACGGCCUACAGUACUUCAACUCACUGCAUUUUGUCAACAAGAAAUGGAACCAUUUCAAAGUAUUAUGGGUCAAGCAAAGUGAAUAUAUUUAAUUUGAAGGAUUGACAACAGUCGUUUAUUAAGGUAAUUGCAAAGUCUGACAAUUGUAGUGGCUUACAAGCAACAAAGUCUCAGCCAUCAAACAAGAUAUGGACAAUCCCACCCUGAAGGAAUUACGAUGAGACUCAGAUUUUUUUAAACUUUAAAAUGUUUGCCAAACAAAAUCCAAUUGAUAUCAAAGUUUAAGAAACCACAAUGACUACUUUUAACAAUUUACAUUCAAAACUUGACCUUAAUACAUUUACUUAAAGAACAGUGCUGAUGCAAAGUAACUGGAUGACGGUUUGUUCUGUUGGUGCUGUCAUUUAGUACCCAAACUUUGCAUCGCCACUGUUCUUCAAGUAAAUGUGUUUUUGUCAAAUUUCUGUGUAAAUUGUUAAAAGAAGUUAUUGUGCAUAGAGUUGUUUUUAUUUUAGUAGGCAAGUCAGUUAAUUAAGAACAAAUUCAAAUUUUCAAUGACGGCCUAACUCGGUCAAACCCUCCCCUAAUUGUGCACCGCCCUAAGGCACUCCCGAUCACGGCCAGUUGUGAUACAGCCCGGGAUCGAACCAGGGUCUGUAGUGACGCUUCUAGCACCGCUGCGCCACUCUGGAGCCCACUUUGGGAGUUGUAUGGUGUGUUAAACUAUGAAAUCAAUUGGAUUUGGUUUGGCAUACAUUUUUUUAAGUAAAAACAAUCUUGAGUCUCAGUCUCAUUCCGUUACCGGGGAAUUUUCCGUACAACGCAAUGACAAUUGAGUAGCACUAUCAGUUUCUGUUUCUUUUUUCUGAUCCAUUGUUUCAGCUCCACAUAGAUGUAUUGUCUCCUUAUCAUGAUUCAUCUCCAUGCAGUCUUGUCUGUUUGUUGAGCCGUCAAAAAUGUUAUGAACUGUAAUUUUAUUUUGAUCUGGUAGUGUGUGUGAAGCUUCUGUACUGGAACGUUGACACAGUUUGUAUUGUAAUGAUGAUAUCAGAAUAAUAUUUAAAUAAAUCAUUUUCACAGACUGGAUUGAAACACUG